Molecule: messenger RNA, 1530 nt
Organism: Coregonus clupeaformis (lake whitefish)
Lineage: Eukaryota; Metazoa; Chordata; Actinopteri; Salmoniformes; Salmonidae
Product: extensin-like
Exons: 3
Coding region: 1-1530 (509 amino acids)
Source: RefSeq, a predicted model, not a curated record
AUGCCCGCUACCCGCUGCCCCGUGCCUGCUACCCACUGCCCCAUGCCCGCUACCCGCUGCCCCAUGCCCGCUACCCGCUGCCCCAUGCCUGCUACCUGCUGCCCCAUGCCUGCUACCCGCUGCCCCAUGCCUGCUACCCGCUGCCCCACUGCCCCAUGCCCGCUACCCGCUGCCCCAUGCCCGCUACCCACUGCCCCACUGCCCCAUGCCCGCUACCCGCUGCCCCAUCCACUGCCCCAUGCCCGCUACCCGCUGCCCCAUGCCCGCUACCCGCUGCCCCAUGCCCGCUACCCGCUGCCCCAUGCCCGCUACCCGCUGCCCCAUGCCCGCUACCCACUGCCCAAUGCCCACUACCCACUGCCCCAUGCCCACUACCCACUGCCCCAUGCCCACUACCCACUGCCCCAUGCCCGCUACCCACUGCCCCACUGCCCCUUGCCCACUACCCACUGCCCCAUUCCCGCUAGCCACUGCCCCAUGCCCGCUGCCCGCUGCCCCAUGCCCGCUACCCACUGCCCCAUGCCAGCUACCCGCUGCCCCAUGCCCGCUACCCGCUGCCCCAUGCCCGCUACCCGCUGCCCCAUGCCCGCUACCCGCUGCCCCAUGCCUGCUACCCGCUGCCCCACUGCCCCAUUUCCGCUACCCGCUGCCCCAUGCCCGCUACCCACUGCCCCACUGCCCCAUGCCCGCUACCCGCUGCCUCAUGCGCUCUACCCGCUGCCCCAUCCACUGCCCCAUGCCUGCUACCCGCUGCCCCAUGCCUGCUACCCGCUGCCCCAUGCCUGCUACCCGCUGCCCCAUGCCCGCUACCCGCUGCCCCAUGCCCGCUACCCGCUGCCCCAUGCCCGCUACCCGCUGCCCCAUGCCCGCUACCCGCUGCCCCAUGCCCGCUACCCGCUGCCCCAUGCCCGCUACCCGCUGCCCCAUGCCCGCUACCCGCUGCCCCAUGCCCGCUACCCACUGCCCCACUGCCCCAUGCCCGCUACCCGCUGCCCCAUGCCUGCUACCCGCUGCACCAUGCCUGCUACCCACUGCCCCGCUGCCCCAUGCCUGCUACCCGCUGCCCCAUGCCUGCUACCCACUGCCCCACUGCCCCAUGCCCGCUACCCGCUGCCCCAUGCCUGCUACCCGCUGCCCCACAUCUGCUACCCACUGCCCCGCUGCCCCAUGCCCGCUACCCGCUGCCCCAUGCCUGCUACCCACUGUCCCACUGCCCCAUGCCCGCUACCCGCUGCCCCAUGCCUGCUACCCGCUGCCCCAUGCCUGCUACCCACUGCCCCGCUGCCCCAUGCCCGCUACCCGCUGCCCCAUGCCUGCUACCCACUGCCCCACUGCCCCAUGCCCGCUACCCGCUGCCCCAUGCCUGCUACCCGCUGCCCCAUGCCUGCUACCCACUGCCCCGCUGCCCCAUGCCUGCUACCCGCUGCCCCAUGCCUGCUACCCACUGCCCCGCUGCCCCAUGCCCGCUACCCGCUGCCCCAUGCCCGCUACCCGCUGCCCCAUGCCCGCUACCCGCUGCCUGCAAGGUGA